Tarenaya hassleriana is the source of this 1285-nucleotide messenger RNA. Its product is annotated as syntaxin-22. Lineage: Eukaryota; Viridiplantae; Streptophyta; Magnoliopsida; Brassicales; Cleomaceae. The record is from RefSeq and is a predicted model, not a curated record. Gene Ontology annotation, molecular function: SNAP receptor activity; SNARE binding. Gene Ontology annotation, cellular component: membrane; SNARE complex; endomembrane system. The transcript has 7 exons. The coding region runs from base 250 to 1056 and encodes 268 amino acids. Gene Ontology annotation, biological process: vesicle fusion; vesicle-mediated transport; intracellular protein transport.
UUCGAAAAGUUUGCUUCUCUAACAAUACAUUCCAGAAUUCCUUCCCCAUCUCCGCAAUUACCGCCUCGUUCUACGAUUGAAUCGAGAAAUUUGGGAUAUUUUCCUGUAUCUCUUCGAUUCUUGUUGUUACCUCGUCGAUCCCUGCUCCGUAAGGUCGGAUUUCUCGAGAAAAUCUCCUUUUUCUAAUCGAGAGGGCUACCGAGGGAUCGGGGUUCUGAAUCCGAAGGAACCUGAAAAUUCCGCCUGAAAAUGAGUUUUCAGGAUCUGGAGGCCCAAAGGCCGCUGAAUUCGCGGCGGAAUUUGAUCAAUGGGAAGCAGGACGCGACCCAGGCGGUGGCUUCCGGUAUUUUUCAGAUCAACACGGCGGUUUCCACUUUUCAGCGUCUCGUCAAUACCCUCGGCACGCCGAAGGAUACGCCCGAGCUCCGGGAGAAGCUGCACAAAACGAGACUGCAUAUUGGGCAGCUGGUCAAGGACACUUCAGCAAAACUUAAAGAAGCCAGUGAAAUCGAUCAUCACCGAAAUGUCACUCAAAGUAAGAAGGUCACGGAUGCUAAACUUGCAAAGGAUUUUCAAGCGGUGCUGAAAGAGUUUCAGAAGGCUCAGCGGCUUGCAGCUGAAAGGGAAACUACUUAUACUCCUUUCGUUCCCCAAGGGGCCAUUUCUUCAAGCGAGGCCGACAUAAGCUCUGAUGGAUCACAUGAGCAACGUGCCGGUGUGGAAUCCAAAAGGCAAGAAGUCUUACUUCUUGACAACGAGAUCUCCUUCAACGAGGCGGUGAUAGAGGAACGAGAGCAAGGAAUAGAAGAAGUUCAGCAGCAAAUUGGGGAGGUUAACGAAAUCUUUAAAGAUCUUGCUGUGCUGGUUCAUGACCAAGGAACAAUGAUCGAUGACAUCGGUACCCACAUCGAUAAUGCACGUUCAGCAACAGGUCAGGGGAAGACCCAUCUCGUUAAAGCAUCCAAGACGCAACGUUCAAACUCGUCUCUGACAUGCUUGCUCAUGGUGAUAUUCGGCAUCAUUCUCCUCAUCGUUAUCAUAGUAGUCGCAGCCUGACACGGAAUCCUCUGCUCCAAAACGAAGCUCCGAGAGUUCAACGGUGAAACUCAGUUCCAAUGAGAAAUCCCCCCUCUGUGUUUGUUUAUGUUUCUGUCUCUUAUGUGUAUUGUCUCCUUUUACCUACGUGAAAGCGAAAUAGCCCAAAAAAAAAAGCAAGGAAAAGCUGAUAAAGCUUUCCCCCACGCGCUCCUUUGUUCCAAAGAAAGAGACUUAACGAGUUUAUAUA